ACUACUGAAUCAGCCACAUCGGUAGCUUGCUAGCCGACAUAAAACCGAAUAAUUGAAGCUACUUUGACUAUUUUGUUUAUAUUAAUAGGUAUUUUAGACACAAUUAUUUGUACGUAUAUAGGAGUUAACUUAACGUACUUGUUCAAUUUAUUAAUUUGUUCAGAAUGAUUUGAUUCUGAGCCUAGCACUAGGCUAGUAGCUAAUGCUACCUAGCUAGCUAACGUUCCCUUACCAUGAGCUCACUAAGCUACUCGCCCCUUGCUAAAGAAGAGGAUGUCUGCUGGACGGAGAAAGGAGCUCUGGAGCUGAACAUUGUCGUAAAAGAAGAGGAUGAUAAUAUUACAGUGAAAGAAGAAGAAGCUUUCAGAAUAAAACAGGAGGAAAUCACACCGACAGAAGAACAGGAGGAUGUUGUCUUGAAAAAAGAAAAAUAUAUUUUUGGAGUGAAAGAGGAAGAGGGGAUAGAGGCUGUCGCGGUGGUAGAGGAGGAGGUAGAAGCUUUCAGAAUAAAAAAGGAGGAAGAGGAAGAUGUUAUCGUGAAAAAAGAGAAAGAUCUUUUUGAAGAGGAAGAGGGGAUAGAGGCUGUCACAGUGGAAGAGGAAGAGGGGAUAGAGGCUGUCACAGUGGAAGAGGAAGAGGGGAUAGAGGCUGUCACAGUGGAAGAGGAAGAGGUAGAAGCUUUCAGAAUUAAACAGGAGGAAGAUGAGGAUGUUAUAGUGAAAAAAGUGGAAGAACCUUUUAGAGAGGAAGAGGACGAUAUCUCAAUGAAGGUAAAGGAUGAAGAUGUUUUGGGAGUGAAAGAGGAGGAAGGAGAGGAAGAGGAGACUGAAGAUCUGAUUAACACCAAAGAGAGACCCGACUCAGAGGAACCAGAGACGUCUGAACCAACGAGACGACACCACUGUUCCCAGUGUGGAAAGAGUUUUAACCAUUUAGGGAAUCUUAAAAACCACAAGAGAACACACGCAGAGAAGAAGUCUUACAACUGCUCUCAGUGUGGAAUGAGUUUUACCCGGUUAGGGAACCUAAAAUCUCAUGAGAGAAUACACACAGGAGAUAAGCCUUAUCACUGCUUCCAGUGUGGAAAGAGAUUUAUCGAGCCAGCACAACUGAAAGUUCAUUGGAGAAAACACACAGGGGAAAAACCAUUCCAAUGCUCUGAGUGUGGAAAUACAUUUUCCCGAUCAGGGGACCUGAAAUCACAUGAGAGAAUACACACAGGGGAAAAGCCUUACCACUGUUCCCAUUGUGAAAAGAGUUUCAGUUGGUCAGGGCAACUGAAAGAGCAUAAGAGAAUACACACAGGAGAAAAGCCAUUCCAAUGCUCGCAGUGUGGAAAGAGUUUUACUCGGAUUGGGAACCUGAGAACACAUGAGAGAAUACACACAGGAGAGAAGCCAUUCCAAUGCUCUCAGUGUGGAAAGAGUUUUACCCAAUUAAGGAGCCUGAAAAGUCAUGAGAGGGCACACACAGGGGAGAAGCCUUUCCAAUGAUCUCAGUGUGGAACUGGUUUUACCCGGUUAGGGUACCUGAAAACACAUGAGAUGACACACAAAGGAGGGUAGCCUCACCUCUGCUCCCAGUGUGAAAGAGUUUUACCCAAUUAAUGGUCCUGAAAGAGCAUGAGAGAAUACAUACUCUUCAUGUCACUACUCAUUGUGGAAAUACAUGUUCUGGCUUAUGGUUUUGUCAUGAAAUCUAAUUGUAUAUAUUUAAUCAUACUCACAAAUAGGUCUACAUUUGUUUUUUUCAUUUUUGAGAUUCCUCAAAGUAUCCACCCUUUGCCUUGAUGACAGCUUUGCACACUCUUGGCAUUCUCUCA
Molecule: messenger RNA, 1822 nt
Organism: Oncorhynchus kisutch (coho salmon)
Lineage: Eukaryota; Metazoa; Chordata; Actinopteri; Salmoniformes; Salmonidae
Product: zinc finger and SCAN domain-containing protein 2-like
Exons: 2
Coding region: 234-1493 (419 amino acids)
Biological process (GO): regulation of transcription by RNA polymerase II
Molecular function (GO): RNA polymerase II cis-regulatory region sequence-specific DNA binding; DNA-binding transcription factor activity, RNA polymerase II-specific
Source: RefSeq, a predicted model, not a curated record